This is a messenger RNA of Phytophthora sojae, 1611 nucleotides long. RefSeq lists its product as hypothetical. The transcript has a single exon. The record is from RefSeq and is a predicted model, not a curated record. Lineage: Eukaryota; Oomycota; Peronosporomycetes; Peronosporales; Peronosporaceae. Gene Ontology annotation, molecular function: RNA binding; metal ion binding. The coding region runs from base 1 to 1611 and encodes 536 amino acids.
AUGGCGGACGGAGACCUGUGGCGCGACCGCAACAAGGUGUUCGUGGCGGGGCUGCCCUCGCACGUGGACGACGAUGCGCUCUACGAGAAGUUCAAGUCGUUCGGCGAGAUGCACCAGUCCAAGGUGGUGUACGACCAGAAGACGGGUCGCUCCAAGGGCUUCGGCUUCGUGACGUUUUGCGAAUACUCUAACGCGCUGGACGCGGUGGACCAGCUGAACCAGUCGAAAUGGGACAAACGCACCUUAAACGUGCGCUUUUUGCAGCCCAAAAAUGGGUCUGGUGCUAACGCGGCAACAGUCUCUAACCGGCCCGCCAAGGUCAUCGGACCGCGCCCUGAGGGCUGCACUACCAUCUACGUGGGCAACCUGGCCUAUGACAUCACGGAGGAGGUGCUGAGGAAGGUCUUCGACAAGUGCGGCAGCAUCCGCGCCGUGCGCUUCGCCGAGCACAUCCAGACCAAAGAGUUUAGAGGGUUUGGGUACGUUCAGUUCCACGAAGAAGGGCCGUGCGAGGCGGCCGUCAAGCUGGACGGCAUGGUGGUUAUGGGACGACCCAUGAACAUCGACUACGGCGCCAGGGACGAAGGAUACGCACAGGCGCGCGAGGAGUUGCAGAAGAAGCUGAAAAAGGGUAUUUGCCACAAAUUCCAGCAGGGACAGUGUACCCGUGGAGACGCGUGUAAGUUUGCCCACGUGAUGCAGGACCAAGACGCUGAAGAGCUGGUGCAGCCGGCGGAGCGACCGGUUAGUGGAAUUGCCACCCCCGGCGCGUCGUUAGGUGCUGCUGAGGCGAAAACUCCCAAGGCUGAACCCACCCAGGCCACGUCGGACGCACCCGUUUGCAUUAACUUCCAAAAGGGUAAAUGCCAACGUGGUGCUGCGUGCAAAUUCCAGCAUUUGCAUGGAAAUGGGAACGAUGAGGAGACGCAAAACGAGGAAAACGGGGAAGUUGAAGCAGCACACGAAGAAGAAGAAGAGAAGGAAGAAGAAGAGGUUCCGGAAGAGGAGGAGACGCGCGCGGAGGAGGGAGCGCCCGUGUGUCAGAACUACCAAAAGGGCAAGUGCAAACGUGGCUCGGCGUGUCGAUUCCGUCACGUGGCGGCGCCUGCGGGAGGGUACAAGGAGCCUGAGGAGGACGAGUGGAAGGCACCCGUUCGUGUGGCGUUGCCGGUGGCUGCAGUCGCCGAGGUGGCGGUGUGUCGGAACUUCCAGAAUGGCAGGUGCAUGCGUGGAGCGUCCUGUCGUUUUGCCCACACGGGUCAAGUGGCCCAGGAGGCCCCGGCCAGCGCCGUGGAAGAGGUGAGCGAGUACCAGAAGCGGUUUCAGAGCGUGUGCUACAAUUGGCAGCGCGGCGGCUCGUGCGUGCGUGGCGACAACUGCUCGUUCCAGCACGACGGAGCCCCCUCUGAAGCUAAGACUGAAAGCGUGGAGAAGAAAUACAAGAAGGAGAAGAAGAGGAAGAUCGAAGAGGAGGGACAACAACAAGAAGAAAGCGAAGAGGAGAAGAGGAAGAAGAAGAAACACAAGAAGGAGAAGAAGGAAAAGAAGGAGAAAAAGCACAAAAAGGAGAAGAAACACAAGAAAAGCAAGGAUGCGGACGAGAGCGAUUAG